This is a messenger RNA of Trichoderma harzianum CBS 226.95, 1269 nucleotides long. RefSeq lists its product as hypothetical. Gene Ontology annotation, molecular function: transaminase activity; pyridoxal phosphate binding. Lineage: Eukaryota; Fungi; Ascomycota; Sordariomycetes; Hypocreales; Hypocreaceae. The record is from RefSeq and is a predicted model, not a curated record. The transcript has 2 exons. The coding region runs from base 1 to 1269 and encodes 422 amino acids. Gene Ontology annotation, cellular component: cytosol.
AUGCCGGUCAAUCAAUUCGUCGCCAAGUCACAUGUUCUUCAUCGUGCCUUGGCAUAUGAGCCACAAAAGAUUGUGUCAGGCUCAGGCAUCUCCUUUACUCUAGAAUCCGGGAAGGUUGUCUAUGAUGCUUCUGCUGGGCCCUCCGUCUCCGUCUUGGGGCAUCAUCAGCCCGAAGUUACAAAGGCUAUCGUCGACCAACUUGACAAGAUAGCUUAUGUAUAUUCUGGAAGUCGGUAUACUUGCGAUGCUGCUGAGUCUCUGGCCACCGAACUCUUGAAGGAUGCCCCUGGAGGCCUGGUCAAAGCCAUUUUUGUCAACUCUGGUAGCGAAGCAACGGAUGCAGCCCUGAAAUUGGCAACACAAUACUUUUGCGAAGUCGGACAGCCUAAACGAAUCAACUUUAUUGCUAGAAAACAAAGUUAUCACGGCAACACUCUCGGUGCGCUGAGCGUCUCCGGCCACGAAUCGCGCCGUGCAUAUUACCGCCCCUGGAUAGCCAAUAAUGUCAGCUUUGUUGACCCAUGUUAUAGCUACAGGGCAAAGGGGGAGUCUGAAACCGAUGCUCAGUAUGUCGAAAGAUUGAAGUUACAGCUAGAGGACGAAUUCUUGCGCUUGGGUCCGGAUACCAUCAUGUGCGGUAUGGGAAAGACAGGCACGAUGCAUGCCUGGGAGCAGGAAGGUAUCAGAGGGCCAGACAUUCAGAUGAUUGGAAAAGCAUUAGGAGGAGGCUUCGUACCUCUAUCUGGUGUCUUGUUGAACCAGAAAGUCUUUGACGGUCUAGCUGAAGGCACCAUGGUGCUCGCUCACGGCCAUACUUUCCAAGCUCACCCAACAGCUUGCGCGGCGGCCCUCGCUGUGCAAAAGAUCAUCAAGCGGGAGAACAUCCUAGAUCAUGUCGCGAGUAUGGGCCGGUUGCUUGAGGCGGAGUUGAACAAAGAAAUUGGCCCUUUGGCACAUGUUGGAAACAUACGUGGAAGAGGGUUGUUCUGGGCUGUCGAGUUUAUGCGUGAUGCCGCUACCAAAACUCCAUUCCCUGUUGAGCACAAUUUCUCGAACCGAAUAGUGGAAGUUGCAGCAGAAUUGGGCCUGAAUGUCUUAGGAAAUUUGGGCAAGACUGGCAAGAUUGAUGUAGAACUAGUCAUUCUAGCGCCGCCAUACAUUGUUACAGAGGAGGAGAUCAAGGCCAUUGUCGGAAUUCUGAAGAAGGCGAUUCUCGCUGUGACGGAGGAGCACGUCGUUCGCUACGGUAUCAACGGCUUUCACAAAUAA